Molecule: messenger RNA, 1788 nt
Organism: Cyprinodon variegatus (sheepshead minnow)
Lineage: Eukaryota; Metazoa; Chordata; Actinopteri; Cyprinodontiformes; Cyprinodontidae
Gene: rbm22
Product: RNA binding motif protein 22
Exons: 11
Coding region: 34-1317 (427 amino acids)
Cellular component (GO): U2-type catalytic step 1 spliceosome; Prp19 complex; U2-type catalytic step 2 spliceosome
Molecular function (GO): metal ion binding; pre-mRNA binding; U6 snRNA binding
Source: RefSeq, a predicted model, not a curated record
UCUCCUUUGGACCGUUUGGCUACACUUUCCAAAAUGGCGACCUCCCUGGGCUCUAAUACUUACAACAGACAGAACUGGGAAGACGCGGACUUUCCAAUUUUGUGUCAGACAUGUUUAGGAGAAAAUCCCUACAUCCGUAUGACCAAGGAGAAGUAUGGAAAAGAGUGCAAGAUCUGUGCUCGCCCCUUUACUGUGUUCAGAUGGUGCCCAGGAACACGGAUGCGUUUUAAAAAGACUGAGGUCUGUCAGACCUGCAGUAAAAUGAAGAACGUUUGUCAGACAUGCCUUCUGGACCUGGAGUACGGUUUGCCUAUCCAGGUCAGAGACACCGGCCUGUCUGUUAAAGACGAGGUUCCUAGAUCUGAUGUGAACAAAGAGUAUUACACACAGAACAUGGAAAGAGAGAUAGCCAAUACUGAUGGCACUCGACCCGUAGGCCAGCUCGGUAAAGCUCCAAGCUCCAGUGACAUGUUGCUUAAAUUGGCCCGAACAACACCAUAUUAUAAAAGGAACCGACCUCACAUCUGCUCCUUCUGGGUGAAGGGGGAGUGUAAGAGGGGAGAAGAAUGCCCCUACAGGCAUGAGAAGCCAACAGAUCCUGAUGACCCUCUGGCCGACCAGAACAUUAAAGAUCGUUAUUACGGCAUUAAUGACCCUGUUGCUAACAAGUUGCUGAUGCGAGCCUCGACGAUGCCCCGCCUGGACCCCCCAGAGGACAAGUCCAUCAGCACUCUUUACAUCGGAGGGCUGGGAGACACAGUAACAGAUGGAGAUCUCAAGAGUCACUUUUAUCAAUUUGGAGAAAUUCGUACCAUCACUAUAGUCCAAAGACAGCAGUGUGCCUUCAUCCAAUUUGCCACUCGGCAGGCAGCAGAGAUGGCUGCAGAAAAGUCCUUUAACAAACUAAUCAUUAAUGGACGGAGGCUCACUGUCAAGUGGGGAAGGUCUCAGGCAGCUAGAGGAAAGGAUGGCGCGAAGGAUGGAGUGAGUGAGAUGGGUACUCCACUGGAUCCUGUGCCUGGGCUGCCAGGAGCACUGCCUCCACCACCAUCUCUGGAUGAGGAGGCUCCUGCUAACUACUUUAACCUAGACCCCAGCUCCUCGUCUGCCAUCAUGAACAUUGCUUUGCCGCCCCCUCCAGGCAUAAACCCCCCUCCACCAGGUUACGGCCCGCCCAUGUUUCACCCCAUGGGUCACAUGGCCCCACCUGUGCCCCCUCCUAUGACAAUGAGACCCCCAGGUACAAUCCAUUAUCCAUCCCAGGAUCCCCAGCGCAUGGGAGCCCAUUCGGCACACGGCUCACGUCCCACCGAGUAGCUGCAGGAGUGAAGAUUGGAUUCCUCAUGUUAACCCUGCUUGGGUGUUAGCAUGUUUAAGGCUUCUGUGGGUCUGAGGACCACAUGUACAAGAAACCUGCACCUAUAGAUACACCCAGCAGAGCAGCAGAUGAAUUCUGUGCUGUGAGAGGAGGCAGAACUUUGAUUAACUAAUAGCAAACAGUAUAAACAACCUCUCAUCAUGGGAGUAUGUGUCUGAUAUGACCAGGACCACACAGAGCCACUGUACAUAUAAAAAAACUUAGUCUUUGGAGUAAAUUUGUCUUUGUCUCAUUUUUUUCAUUGCAUCUCAUAGAGUUUAAUACUGAAAAGUAUUUUUAAAUCUGUUAUCUUCAGUUACUCUUGAUUUGUUUUUCUUUUUUAUUUGACACGAUUGGAGAAUUUAACAUUAUGUUGACUUUGUUAAAUUGUUACAUAUGUCACCUCAUUAAAAUGAAACCCUUGUCAUUGA